This is a messenger RNA of Lepus europaeus (European hare), 1678 nucleotides long. RefSeq names its product NXPE family member 3-like. NCBI's taxonomy places the organism in Eukaryota, Metazoa, Chordata, Mammalia, Lagomorpha, Leporidae. The transcript is spliced from 5 exons. The record is from RefSeq and is a predicted model, not a curated record. Bases 1 to 1620 code for a protein of 539 amino acids.
AUGGACCCAGGCACUGUGAUUCUCAUCUCGCUCUUUGCCUCCAUUGAUCACAGCCUGAUGCAUGACAUCAUUUGGAUCUUGUACUUCAGGGUUUCCUGGCCUGAGAGAAGCAUCCCUCGGCCCCCAGCGCCCCAGCCAGCGAACAAGUCCAAAAAACCCCUGUCCCAGGGGCUGGCCAAUCUGACCCAUCUCCUGUACUGGCCUGCGACCCCAGGAGAUGGGGGGAACCUUUUGGCCUCCACCAGCCCCAAGACCUCCACCUACUACCUCCAGGGUCCAGUCCAGGCCAGAUAUGCCCUGGGAACCUACCUGAAGGCCAUCCUUGUGGCUAGAGACCACAGGGGCAGGCCCAAGACCUACGGUGGGGACCUGUUCCGGGCACAGCUGCUGGGUCCCACCUUAAACACAGGAGUCCCUGGGGCUGUGCAGGAUCUAGAGAACGGCACGUACCUGCUGUCCUUCCCCCUGCUCUGGGCUGGAAGGGCGUGGGUGCAGGUGCGGCUGAUCCACUCCAGCGAGGCAGUUGGGGUCCUGCGGAGAAUAUGGAGAGACCACUGGGCCACGGUUGACUUCACAGGCUAUUUCCGGGGACCCACAGGCUACGAAGAAACUGUAACUUGCAACGUGAACCCCCUGUUGAUUGGGGGGGAAGGAUCUACCUGUCGCUACAAAGAUGAAGAUUCGGGUGAGCUCUGGUUCUGUGCUCAGCCCCGUACCCUACCCUGCAACUCACUGGUAGGACAUUCAGCUGGCCAUUACUGGAAUGUGACCACACUGCACGAAGAUGCUCUGAUGGCGGGGAAUGUGACGGACAAGGCCCUUCCUCGGGGCAUUCCUGCAAUCUGGGUGGACCAGGAGGGCGACAAGAGUCUGGCUUCAUCCCCUCAGCAACCCUGCCACCCUGGGAUCCCGGUCCCAAAGCCCUCUGGCUUCUAUCACCAAAACAUAUGGCACUCACUGGCCUGCUCGGGCCGCUCCUUCCCCACUGAAGACAGCAUCCUGGGCUGCCUGGCCGGCCGCAUCAUCCACAUGAUGGGAGACUCCACGCUUCGGCAGUGGUGGGAGUAUCUGUGUGGCGCUGUGUCCUCCCUCAAGCCCGUGGACCUGCACGUCACCUAUCAGGUGGGCCCCCUUAUGGCCGUGGACACCACCAGGGGCAUCGUGCUGCACUGGCGGGCCCACAGCUGGCCCCUGCGCUCCCUCCGCACACCAGUGGCCUCCCUGCACUCUGUGGCCCGCGAGCUGGGGGGCCUGGCAGGGGGUCCCCACACCGUGGUGGUGCUGGGUCUGGGAGCUCACUUCACCACCUUCCCUCCAACCAUCUUCAUGCGACGACUGGCAGGCAUCCGAGCAGCUGUGACAGCCCUGCUGGCCCGGGAGCCCCGCACGCUUGUGGUCAUCAAACUGGCCAACACCGGCUACAAGUCUGUGUAUGGCAGCGACUGGUUCACCCUGCAGGUGAACCGGCUGCUCCGAGCUGCCUUUGCUGGCCUCCGGGUAGCCUUUGUGGACGCCUGGGAAAUGACCUCCAGCCUGGCCCUGCCGGACAGCAUCCACCCAGGGAAACUCAUUGUGCGCAAUGAGGUGGACUUGCUCCUCUCCUUCAUCUGCCCCAGCUGAGCGCUUCUGAGGGUUCCGCUGCUGUGCUGACCAAGAGCCCAAGGCCUAGGACACAACU